Molecule: messenger RNA, 3107 nt
Organism: Microstroma glucosiphilum
Lineage: Eukaryota; Fungi; Basidiomycota; Exobasidiomycetes; Microstromatales; Microstromataceae
Exons: 8
Coding region: 71-3043 (990 amino acids)
Biological process (GO): DNA-templated transcription; regulation of DNA-templated transcription
Cellular component (GO): nucleus
Molecular function (GO): zinc ion binding; DNA-binding transcription factor activity, RNA polymerase II-specific; transcription cis-regulatory region binding
Source: RefSeq, a predicted model, not a curated record
CCACCCACCGAUCAUUCACAUCUGACUCGUACUGUGGCAUCAGACACAGACGGAAGGGUCUCUCCACAGAAUGAGCCACCAACCCGACUCGAGGGAAAGCAGUCUCGCUGUCCCUUCGCCGCCGGCCGCGGCCAAGGACGAAAAGGAGAAGGAGAAGAAGGUGUCCUGCUUGGGAUGCAGAGAGGCCAAGGUCAAGUGUACCAUAGAUUCGGGAGAAGAGAGAUGUAAGCGGUGUAGCAAAUAUGAGAUGGACUGUCGAUUUGAAGGGCAUAAGAGAGGGCGGAGAAAAGGGAAGAUAAAACACCAGCAGAUCACACGCCGUUUUGAACUGAUUGCGAGAGCUCUGGAAGAGCUGCGAGGCUUGACUUCAUCUUUGCAAGAUCCGGCUGCGAUGGCCCUCGUUGCCUCUCUGCGGUACCAGCUUAUUAGCUCCACCUGCGUCAGCGAAGAAGCCAGGAUAAUCUUGAAUAGCUCAAACUCUCCGGCAGCUCAAGACCAUGGUCAAUCAAAACCCAAGAAGAGAGAGCGAAACACUCUCGACGACGACGGACUCUCAUCUUCUGACGAAGAGGAAGAGCCUUCUGAACAGCCGGCCCAAGUCGACCCUCGCUUGAGCGCUAUUCAACCUACAUCUGCCGCGUUCUCUAUCAUGGAUACCAGAGCAGACAACCGCAGCCUUGCUGUCACACCUCGACCUCCUCCUGGGGCCUACUCGCGUGAGUCGGGCCUGGAGCAGCAUCGAGGCAGCUCGGCCUCUCGCGCCAUCACGGCCCAGGGCGGUAGACGAGCCAUGAUCCAGAGGGCCAGAGGAGCCGACACGGCAUCGAAUGCACAUGCCAGCAAGUCUGCUAGCUUGCUUGCGGAAAUAGAAGACUUUGAAUCAGUCGCCAUUGUACCGCAGGCUGUACAGACACUAAGCAACCCUCUGAAGCUCCUCGCCCAUGCUUCGGACGCAGUCGACUUUGCGUCUCGAUCAUCAGCCGCUGCUGAGAGCUCACGCCAUGCUUCUGGAUCCAAGGAGGACAGGAAUCGCUUUGUCUUGGCACAUGCUCGUGCUCCGGUCGAAGAUGACGAACUUGUCCCGCAACACCGACGAUUGAACCAGACGAUGGAUCAGCGUGAAGCUGCAGCAUGGGCUCACUUUGUCAGCACACAGAAAACGAAGGGAAAAGACACACGAAACGCCAACCAGGGACGCGGUUCACGUGAAGCCCAGGAGGAUCACGUCGAGUGGUCAAGCUACUUCAGUCGCGGGGCUUUCCAUCCUCGAUACGAUGCAGGUGGUGGACGUGAUCCGAUUGAGCGAGGGCUGGUCACGUUGAAUCAGGCAGAGACUCUGCUGUCAUUCUUCUACGACAAUUUCGGCACGUUCAUCCAUUGCUUCGACCCGAACUUGUCAACGCUCUCCUAUCUGCGCAAGCACUCUGCUUUCUCGGUCUGUGUCAUUGCAUAUGUUGCUGCAGACUUCCACCCAGACUUACAAUAUGCCGAGAUCGCUCGUACUCUCGAGGACGAGGUGGACCAGAUGCUGCCGGCGAUUAUGAGUGGAGUGUACAAAUCUGUCGAGGCGGCACAGGCUUGCCUGUUACUAGCAAUGUACCAGCGCAUGUCGGACUCGGCCGUCGAUGAUCAGACCUGGGCGCUUCUGGGAACGGCCAUCCGGAUUGCAACCGAGCUAGGAUGCAAUCUGGCCUGCUUCUCGUUCUCAGCACCCGUAGGCGAUCCAGCCAUCGAGAAGCACCACCGACAGCUGAAGAACACAGAGCGACUCUGGCUGAGUCUUUGGAUCCACGAGCGCACGUUGGAAUUUCAGACGGGACAGAAGCUGUUCCUCGCCGAGGAUCCCAUCAUUGCAGCAUGUGGCACUUGGCAUCAGCGGCCGUACGCUGUCACCCAUCAAGACGAGGCGCUGGUAGCCUUUGUCGACCUCCGCAGAAUCAUGGAUCGUCACGCUUCCACUUUCCACACACAGAUCCUUCGCGCUCUCACCUCGCCAGAGGGCGGCGGCCCUCACUCCAAGAGACGUGACACAGGCCACAGCGAGCAGCUGAUGCUGCUCGUGGACCUCUUUCGCGCCAAUGUGCACGUCGACUUCAAGCGCUGGGAGGAAAGCUGGCUGGCCAGCUCUUCUGACGGAGCCGUGAGCAAGAACCCGCUGAUGUCGACAGGAAUCUUGCAUUUGCACUUUGCGACUCUGGUCAUCCUCUCUCUUCCGCUACGAUCUGCCUCUGAGCGACCCACGCAGGACUUUGAUGCCCUCAGGCGAGACUGCUAUGGUGCUGCCAUUGGUUUCCUCUCAGCCUUCGUGGAUCGGGCCGAACGUGGACUAUUGCCCUGCAUUACAAAUGCACUUGCAGUUUCGGCCGUGUAUUGUUCCAUCUUUGCACUGAAGCUGGCCGUGCUCAGUUCUGAGAUUGCGCCCUUCAUCAACAGGGAGCGAGUGGCGAAGCUAGCAAAGGGCCUGGCCCGCGAGCUCCAGAAAGCAGGAAGCUACCCAGCACACCGCUCCAAGCGCUCUGUUCCCGCCCGUUUUGCGGAGUACCUCUUUGGCUAUCUCUCUCGCUGGGAGGCCAUCCGCUCUCCGCAAAUCGUCGGUGGGGCCACGCCCUCCGCGGGCACUGCAGGUACCACUGGCGGACCGACCCUUCAGCCCCAGCUCCACUCCCUGACUCACUUCACGCCACUGCCCGAGGCAACGAUGGCUCCUACGCCCAACGGCUCUGCUAGCGGGCGAGUAGGAGUGGACUUUGAUGGUACAGCCUUCGACCUGCCCACGGGUAUGCCGUACGGACCUGCAUCACAGCAGCUACAGCACCAGCAGAUGCUCUUUUCGCAAAACCAAGGUCAAGGGCAGGGAAGCCAGCAGCAGCAAGAUCAUGCUGCUUCUCCUUGGAGUACCACUCCGAGCACAAGCACUUCGCAUAUGCCUGGCUCGGGUGGAGGGAUGGAUGCGCAGCACAAUAGUCAUGGUGAUAGCACUUCGAGCUUGGACGAUUUCUGGAAAUCGAUGGGUGGGCCGGGCUGGGAUAGCAUGAGUGAGUAAAUUCAAUCGCGAAGGAGAAGCAGCAGGAGGAGGUCCGGGAGAGGAGGCCAGAUCCGAACAGUCC